UUCCUUUUCCUCCCUCUCAUGUUCUGAGCUCAUUGCAGGUGGCUAUGAUCUGAUACAGGGAUCUGUUAUUGGCUGACAGUCAGGUAAAUGCAGUUUGAAUAGGGAAAAGGAUUGUGAAAGAUUCUCCCUGACUCAGGCAUCAAGCAGUUCUGUGAUAUAAUAGAACGCAAGAGAGCUCAUCUCAAUUUGUGGUGUUCUAAAUCUAUUUAAUAUGAUACAGCAAGUCUUGCCAAAUGAUAUGUAUUUUAAUUUUGACAGUAAAACUAGUAGUUAAAUUGUGUUCCAAGCACAGGAACAUGCUUCCUCAUGGGUUGGCUGAUGUCCCGUGCCUGGUAGUGUUCAAAAGGCAUUUGGACAAUGCUGUCAGUAAUGUGCUUAACUUUUCAACAGCCCUGAGGAGGUCAGGCAGUUGGACUGGAUGAUCUUUGUCUGUCCCUUCCAAAUGCAUUAUAAUGUUCUGUUCUAAUUCUGUUCUAGUCUAUCCUAUCCUAACCUACUCUGUUUAAUUGUAACUGUGGAUCACAAAGACCUCAGCCACAAAUUACAAGUUAUAACCUUGCAAUUCUCACCAUCGGGAGUCCCCCAGCUCAGGUUGAGCUUGAUAUGGUUUUGGCCAAAUCUUCCUCCUCAGAGAACAAUGUGGGUUGUUCAUCCAUUCAUGUGUGUCACUAAUUAGAUGACGAGGCAUUUGGCUACCUUAACAGAGUCAUAUGCAUAAAGGCAUAAAGGCUUAUCUUAGUCCUCAGAUAUUAGUCAGGGUACACACAGUGAUUGUCCCACUUUGCUCUGCACUAGUGUGGUGUUACCUGGAGCACUGUGUGCAGCUUUGGGUACCACCAUGUAUGUGGACAUAAAACUAUUAGAGACCAUCUGAGGGAGGGCCACAAGGAUGGCACAUAUGCGGAGCGGCUGAGGUCCCUUGGUUUGUUCAGCUCAGAACUGAGGAGCAGAGGGGAGACUGAUGGCUCUUCAUGAGGGGAGUAGAGGUGCUGUGCUGAGCUCUGCUCUCUGGUGACAGCAACAGGAUCAGAGGGAAUGGCAUGUAGCUGUGCUGAGGAAAAGGCAGGGUGGAGGUUAGGGAAAGGUUCUGCAUCAGAGGGUGGUGGGCAUGGAACUGGAUGUCCAGAGCAGUGUCAUGGCCCCAAGCUGCCAGAGUUCAAGAUGCACAGGGACAACACUCAGCCACAGGAUUUGAAUUUUGGGUGGUGCUGUGUGUAGCCUGGGGAUCCACUCAGUGAUGCUUGUGGAUCCCUUCCAACUCGGGAUAUUCUAAGAUUAUAUGAUUUUAUCAUUAUUUCUUCCUUUACAUAUGGAAGAGCUGCAACAUCACACCACAACACACGUUGCAUUUACAUCCCUGCCAGAUAGGAGGUUGGAAUUACUACCUCUGCCUUCAGCACCUCUCUAACCCGGCUUCCUAAGAGCGCUGCCUCCGACUCAGCAGCAGCGCACAACACGCUCAGAGGUGGGCAGUGACCGCAGACUCGCUUGGCACUGGGCUGGGGCGCACCAGACGGGUUCGAGGACGGGAACCGGGCAGCUCGGUAGAAGAUCGCACACCACCUCCGCCGGCAGCUGCAACUCCGCCGAGCCGGAGCGUGCGCGCGCCCCCGGGAGGCGGAGCCCCGUGCGGAUGGGCGGGACCUGGCGGCGCUGCGGCGAGCGGGACGGGCGGCCGCGGGGUGGCUGCCGCGGGCGGUCGGUCGGUCGGUUAUUUGGAAAAGGAAUGAUUUGCUGAGCAGAGCAGCACAAGAUGACUUAUGAUUCCUGUUCUUCAUGGAAGCCUGUCUGGAUUCAUAUGCUUUUUUUUCUCCGUUGUCAAAAUUGAUGGAAGUACAGACAUGGAUUUAAGAGCUUUGAUACUUUUGGAUGUUUAAUUCAGAUUUGGUAAAUGACAUGGAAUAAGAUACUGCCUGAACAAGAUGAAAUGCCUUGAAGACCUUUGGUUCUGCUUUCAUUCUUCCUGAAGCAAUGGUUUUCUCAGCAAUGUUGACACCAACCAAUUCUGGGACCUCAAAUGCUACUUUUAUUGUUUAUGAAAAUUCCUACACGAAUUUUACCACUCCCCAGGUCUUACUUCGUAGUGGCACAACACAGCCACUGAGAUAUAGUUCAGGUGCUGUGCUCACCACUGAGAGAAGUACUUUUCUGGUACACACUACAGCUGUCCUGCCAUCACAAGAAGUUUUCAGGAGCUUGAGUUUGCCACUCCAGAUCAUACUUUCUGCUGCUAUGAUAUUUAUUGUGUUGGUUUCUUUCCUUGGAAACUUUGUUGUAUGCCUCAUGGUCUACCAGAAGGCAGCUAUGCGAUCUGCAAUUAACAUUCUCUUAGCAAGCCUGGCUUUUGCAGACAUGCUGCUGGCAGUGCUGAACAUGCCUUUUGCUCUGAUAACAAUCAUUACCACUCACUGGAUUUUUGGGGAUAUCUUCUGCAGAGUCUCUGCCAUGUUUUUUUGGCUUUUUGUCAUAGAGGGGGUAGCAAUUCUUCUUAUCAUUAGCAUCGACCGAUUUCUUAUUAUAGUUCAGAGACAGGAUAAACUGACACCUUACCGUGCAAAGAUUCUCAUUGUGAUUUCCUGGGCAGCAUCCUUUGUUGUUGCUUUUCCAUUAUCAGUAGGGAAUCCUAAUCUGCAGAUACCCUCGAGAGCACCUCAGUGUGUUUUUGGCUACUCUACUAGCCCCGGCUACCAAGCAUACGUGAUAAUUAUCUUGCUAAUUUCUUUUUUUAUUCCAUUCUUGGUAAUGCUAUAUUCUUUUAUGGGCAUACUCAACACCGUCCGCCACAAUGCAGUUCGUAUCCAUAGCCACCCUGACAGCAUAUGCCUGAGCCAGGCCAGCAAACUUGGUCUCAUGAGCUUACAGAGACCUUUUCAGAUGAACAUUGAUAUGAGCUUUAAAACUCGUGCCUUCACCACCAUCUUGAUUUUGUUCCUUGUCUUCAUAGUGUGUUGGGCACCCUUCACCACUUACAGCCUUAUUGCCACAUUCAACAGCCACUUCUACUACAAGCACAACUUUUUUGAGAUAAGCACUUGGCUCCUCUGGCUCUGCUACCUCAAGUCUGCACUGAACCCACUGAUUUACUACUGGAGGAUUAAGAAGUUUCAUGAUGCAUGCUUAGACUUGAUGCCUAAAUACUUCAAGUUUUUGCCACAGCUACCUGGCCAUACAAGGCGGCGCAUUCGACCCAGUGCCAUCUAUGUAUGUGGAGAACAUCGGUCAGUAGUGUAAAGCUGCUGUUGUAUGACAGAUUGUUACUGUUUGGGAUCAUUUGUUUUCGGGCUUUUUGUUUUGUUCUAUAUGGCUUCUUCAGUGUGGCCAUAUCUUAUAACUUGAUAAAAUUUUCCAGUACUCUGUGCAAUUUUGGGAGAAAAAACGGAAGGAAGGUAAUUGGUUAUAGGUGGGUUUACUACCAGAAUACAAUGUAAAGAAAAUAACAAAUGUUACCUCUGGGAUUCCAUGGAAAUCCAUUCUUUUAAACAAAAAUCGCAUUUGUAACAUUUUGUCAGGCCGAUGCUUACUAGGCCUGCAGUUGCAUCUAAUUGUAGGGAUUUUUUAUGCUGCUAAGAUACAGUAUAUUUAGUUGGUGUAAUUUUUCUGAAAAAAUGUUGCUGCUGUCUGCCAAUAUAUCAGAGCCAAAAAGUCUCAUUAGAUAACUUCUAUUUAAUUUUAACAAUAUUUCAGAAGUUUUGAUUGUGAUGUUGUAAGACAGGUUGUUUUUUUUUUAAAUAUUUCCAUUAAUAUUUUUGUGCACUUUAAAAAAAAAAAAUGCUAUAGAUUUUUUUCAUUGGAAUAUUUUGUUCUGUACUGAAGGGGCGUUAUUGUUAUUAUUUGUUAUAUUGGUGAAUUUCAGUGAAAGUCCCAUGUAAGCUCUAGGAGGGCAAUUUAUGUUGUAGCUACAAUUACAGUCAUAAAUCUGCUUUUUUUUUCCUAACAAUUGUUCAAAAGUAACAACUGUGCAGUUCUUGGGGGAGCUGGGAGGAAAUAACAGGAGAGAGAAGGAGAGAAAGGAGUGGAAAAAUCAUAUCCUGAGGUCUAGGCUAACACGAGAUUUUGAAAAAAAGGAGUUCAUUUGAAAAUUGUCUGGGGGGAAAGAGGUAGCUGUAGUUACUUUGCGUUGUUAGAAGCUACUCGAACCUAAUGAUACUGUUGAAAAGCUAUCAGGAGUUGACUUUGUGCUUUCAGUUCACGCUGUGUUGAAAUAGCAGUUUCUGCGUGAAACUCAUAUAGGGCUAGGAAUGCUCCAUGCGGCUGAAAUCGUGCUGUCAUGUUAUGCAGAUAGAGUUAGGGAUAGCAGAAACCAUACCUGAGGCUAGGACCUAGCCUAUAUAGAAGGGAAGAAAGUCCUCAUUGCUUGUUUUUCAGUUUAAGUAUUGAACUGAAUCCUAAAAAUAAUGAAUAACUGUUGGCCAGCAAAUUUUGCAAGGGCUAGAGUUAAAUUCCCAUUUUCCCAUUGAGGAUACUUUACGUUGUUUUUUUUCUUUUCCCCUUUCCCUCCAUAGUGCCUGCUGCCUCAAGAGUUUACUGUAUUGUUCUCAUGCGUUAGGCGUCGGGAUCUCUCCCUGAAAUGCCAAACCAUGAUUCUGAUUAAUGUCAGGUUACCGUGGUACCUGCCUGGAAAGUAGGAAGACAAAUGUUUUCCUUGGUGAUAGCAGUCUAGGCUCACACUUUUUUUUUUAAUCAACUAAAUAAAUAUUUCAUGAGAGGCAAGUAAAAUCAAGACUUAGAUUUGGGCUUUGAAGAGAGAUCUGCCAGUUGCUUUGAGUCUAGGAGUGGAUGCUUGAAGAUUUGAGGAGAAAAUAGCAAUUUUAUCUGUUGUUGCCUAAGUAUUGAACUAAUUGUAUGAACAAAAUGCCUUGUACAGUGUGGAUAUCCAGGGACUGCUUGCUUCCAGAGGCCAGCUAAACAUUUAUAGCACAGGUUUUGUUUUUCUUCAGUCAAGAACUAAUUUAACAAUGGUCUCCAUUCCCCUCAUUGACAAUUAUUGGCGAAACUGGUGGCAGUUUUUACAUUUUAGGAGAAUAAAAGGAAUCAUUCUGAAUUCUAGUUUUUUGUUUGUUUGUUUUUCUCAUUAAAAAUCCAGUUAAUGUACCACAAGUGGAGGUUGUGGAUUGUAAAGAAAUCCAGGUGGCUGUUAUUGAUGUCCGCUUUGUAUUUUUUGUCAGCUAACUAAUGAUACAGAUUUUUCUGCUCAAAAUGAUAGUAAAGGAUUUCCACUGUAGAACUGUGGAAGAACGUUUUAUUAUAUCUGCAUUAUAGCUUUUAUUUCUCAAUUACAUUUACAUUGAUAGCAAAAGUUUAUGACCUAGGUUGUAUGAAUUUUCUCUUUCAGAGCUGCCAUCCCUGUUAUCUCUGUAAGCAGCAAAAUUGUGCUUAGAGCUAGUGUAAUACAGUGAGAGUAUAUGCUAUCUAAGAUGGCAGGGACAAAUAUUUUUUGCUGUCUUCCAGAGCUUAUAAUGUGGGGCUUGAAUGAAUGUUGUAAAAUAUAGUAGUUCAAGAACGAAACAGGAUUGAGUAAUACAGGAAAGUUAGUGAAAGUACUUUCUUGAAGGAAAAGAGGAAAACAUUGUGGUGAGAUUUCGUAAUCUCUAAGUGCUUGCUGUGAAUUAGAAAUUUCAAACAUCAAAAGAUGUUAAUUUGUUUGACCUACUGUUUGUUUAUUCCUGCUGUGCCAGGGUUUCUGCUCAGAGCUGGGUCUGCUGAUACUUGAAGAAAAGAAGCCCUGAUAGUGUAGCCCAAAUUCAAAUAUGACUGAAGUGGUGAUGCAGUAUCCACACUUACUAGUCUUUAGAGAUGAUCAGAGCAUCCAAUAAACCGAAGGGUGUUCAAGAAAAGAAGCAGCGUGGUAGAGAAGUAUCCCCAGGGUAAUUAUGUUUACAGAAUCAUUUGGCCUAUUGUGUCUAAUGGUCUUUAGAGCAGUGCCUUGACAAUUACAGCUAAAGUCCUAGGACCGAGUUAAACACCACUUAAACUGCUCAGUCUUAUUGUCUGUGAUCUUGCCAAGAUAAGUCCAAUUUUGCUGGUGUCUGUAAUGUUAAAACACAUAUGUGCUUGCAUGAUCAGGUCUGUUGGGGCAUUUUGGUGGACUUGAUCAAGAAGGGAUUUUAGAAACUGAAAUUGAAACUUCUUGAUUCUACUGGGAAAUUACAGCCUUCUUCUCCGAAAGUGAUGCUUAUUACUGAACUCUAUUCUCAUGUUAUGUUUUCAGAAAUAUUUGGUAUGGAGGAUUGGAGUGAAUGCAUUUUCAGUUAUGUUUCAGUUUAAUUAAUUCUGCCAAAGCAUGCUGCUUACAUGAGACUCAUUUGUUGAAAUCUGUUGCUAAAAUGAUUCUUUUGUACUCAGUUGUGUAUUUUUGACAUUUGUUACUCAUGUAAGAAUAUGUAUAUAGAGAAGAAAAUUGUUUCGCCUCUUACUGCUUUCUGUUAUUUUCUUAUUUUGUAUGCCAAAUGCUUUUAUCUUUUAAAUUUCGGCAUAUGCAUAGACAUCUGCAAGAUUUCAGUGGUCUUUCUGUAACCAAUUGAGACUUUUAAUUCUCAAACCAUUCUCAGUACCCUCCUUGAAAGAGAUUUGGAAUUAUUUUUAAGUGAAAAAUAAACAUUAAGAGCACAAGCUUGUUGCGGUUGGAAUGGUGAAGAAUUUCUUAGGUCCAGUUUUCUAGGAGCCACUACCUUGCCAUUAUGAACUGGUUUGAUCUUUUUUUGAGUAGUCAUUUUCUGAUAUGAAGAAACCUUGAAUUACUGUAACGAACCUGUUAAAUGGAAUGGUGUUGUCUUUUCUGUACAUACUACACCUGUGAACAUACCUGAGCGAGAAAAAAAAAUAAAAAGAAGCAAAUAUGAACAUUCAAAAAAAAAAGAAUGUGGCAAAAGUCUAUACAAUUGCUGUGAAUUUGUGCAUUCACAGACUAAGCAAAAGUUGCCUUCAGUUUAAUGCCCAGCUUUCUAGAUUCAAACACCUUAUUUUGUUUGUAAGUUAAAUCACAGUAUAAGCUUGCUUGUCUGAAUUUUGUUUUAAAACAAAAGGGUUUUUUUGUGUGUGUAUAAAAAAAAUAAGUUACAGAACGUUCUCUUAUGAGAGUGGAGAUGUCAAUAUAUCCAAAAUAAUUGAAGUACUGUAGAGCAAAAGAGAAGUUGAAGAUGUAAGAAGAAAAUAACCUUCCAAAAGAUACUGACUGAACUGGGUAUGCUACCAUAUAGCUUGGAUGAAGUAAUAAAAAUUAUCUCAUUUUGCAAUAAAUGAAACAAACAGUGAUACUGCAUGGCAUGAUUCAUUUCAAUACAAGACA
Lagopus muta (rock ptarmigan) is the source of this 7285-nucleotide messenger RNA. RefSeq names its product G protein-coupled receptor 63 (gene GPR63). The transcript has 3 exons. Gene Ontology annotation, molecular function: G protein-coupled receptor activity. Gene Ontology annotation, biological process: G protein-coupled receptor signaling pathway. Gene Ontology annotation, cellular component: membrane. Lineage: Eukaryota; Metazoa; Chordata; Aves; Galliformes; Phasianidae. Bases 1972 to 3231 code for a protein of 419 amino acids. The record is from RefSeq and is a predicted model, not a curated record.